UUCAUUUGACGUUGACAUCAGCUCUCCUCUCUCUCUCUCCCAUGGAGUCCCAGUCUCCUAUCGAUUCAAAACCCACGACGCAGAUACAGACACUUUACACUAACCUAAUCUUUUAGAAUCUCCCUGUCUCGCAUCGUCAUUUCCAAUAUUUCUUUGAACUUUUCGCCCCUUACUGACGUACCAAUCUACAAAGUGCCAUUAGAAAGAUACAGAUACAGUAUUAGUUGCAGGAAGUGGAUUAGUUGCAGGCCCAUUUUUCUAUUGUUCUAACCUCCUUCACGAAAGUAGUAGUGAUGCAAGCUUCGUCCUCUUUGUGAAUUUAGUUUCCUGUUUUAUUCGCGGAUCAGAAAUGUCAAUGGUAGGGGGGAUUCACAGCAACAGUGGCAACAUGGGUUCGCCAAUUUUCCAUGAGUUGAAGAAGCAGGCUUCCUUCUUCUUCAAGGAGAAGAUCAAGACGGCCCGGUUGGCUCUCACAGAUGUCACACCGGCUCAACUAUUGACUGAAGAAGCCACUAACGCAAAUCCAUGGGCUCCGGACACGCGAACGCUGAAGACCAUAUCGCGGGCUGCUUUUGAAGUUGAUGAUUACUGGAGAAUUGUUGAAAUUCUGCACAAGAGAUUGGCUAAGUUUGAUAGGAACAACUGGAGAUUGUCAUACAACGCUCUGAUUGUGCUGGAGCACUUGUUGACCCAUGGACCAGAGAGUACUGCAGAGGAGUUCCAAUCUGACAGAGAUGUUAUUCGAGAGAUGGGAAGCUUUCAAUAUAUUGAUGAGAAAGGAUUCAACUGGGGCCUCAAUGUUAGGAAGAAAUCUGAGAGGAUACUGCAACUGCUUGAAAAGGGUCCUCUUCUCAAGGAAGAGAGAGACCGAGCCCGGAAGCUGACAAGAGGGAUUCAAGGUUUUGGAAGCUUCUCCCACAGGGCUUCUUCAGCAGAAGGGAUUCUGCAAGAAUCAUCUCAUGGAACAUUUGGAAGGUCUAAUUCUCAAUUUAAUGAGAAUGGAAAUCAGGAAGAACAGAUUUCAUCCACAAAAGAUGAGAAUCUGAUUGAGCCAAAUGCCAGGUUCAUCUCCAGCAAGAAAAUUGAGAAUUCCCAGAUGCCUGAAAGCUCCGGUGCACCUGCUCGACUGAGUUUCAAAGAGAACAUGGCUCCCGACGAGGAACUUCUAGGAGGGGAAUCGGGACCCCUCUUGAGAGAUCAGGAAGAUGAUUGUGGCAUCGGAAUAUCCACAGAAGCAGAUCACCCUUUUCAUGACACUGAGAAUCAAGCUACCGUCUCUCUACUUUCUAGGCCAGAUCAACUCUUGCAAGCUUAUUGAGACUUAAAAUAGAAUUGAGAUGAGUAGACAACUUGCCUGCAAAUUUUCUUUUACCUGAUCUUGUUGUAUUUGCAAUAAUAGUUGAGGAUUCCUUGUAUCUGUCACAAUGUGUGUUGAGUCCCAGAUGUAACUAAAGAAAUGCUAUGCUAAGAGCUCUACGGUGUUUGGUGGUUAAACAUUUGUAUUGCCGCUGUCAAUUCGUUUCAGAA
Messenger RNA from Diospyros lotus (date-plum), 1527 nucleotides. Its product is annotated as epsin-3. Bases 350 to 1318 code for a protein of 322 amino acids. Gene Ontology annotation, cellular component: endosome; clathrin vesicle coat; plasma membrane. The transcript has 4 exons. The record is from RefSeq and is a predicted model, not a curated record. Gene Ontology annotation, molecular function: phospholipid binding; clathrin binding. Gene Ontology annotation, biological process: endocytosis. Lineage: Eukaryota; Viridiplantae; Streptophyta; Magnoliopsida; Ericales; Ebenaceae.